AUGCUGGAUAAAGUAGGGAAAUGCACUGAGAUAGUUUUGCGCACUUCUGCCGACAUUUUGCAUGUGCUUUCUUUGGUGACUCUUUUGGUCAAAAUGAAAAGAACCAGAUCGUGCUCUGGAAUAUCUUUGAAGGCGCAGAUACUCUAUUUGACCGUGUACAUAUGGAGAUACACAGAUCUUGUGUACUUCUUUCUCUACACAAAGAAGAUGCUAACUCAGUACAGAUUUAUUUACAACGGGAUUAUGAAGGUUGUAUUUAUUUCUCUCCAGUCAAAUGUGAUAUACAAAAUGAUGCGCGACUACUUCUACUCGUACGACAGCGAAUACGACGACACGCCGAUCUCCUACAUGAUAAUAUUCUCCCUGGUGAGCGGCGGAUUCCUCUUUAAGAUCCCCGAGGCUUCAAGCAACAGGUUUAUCCGGGGAGUCAUAGAGUGGAUGUGGGCGUCUUCUGUUGUCCUGGAGUCUGUCUCCAUUCUCCCGCAGCUUACUUUGCUCAACAAGGCAGGCGAGGGGGAGACGCUUACAAUACACUAUGUUCUGUUCCUGGGCCUGUACAGGCUUAUAUACAUGCUUAUAUGGGUGUUCAAGUGGGCCACAACCCGUGUGUUGGCAAGCCAUCUGCUUCUAUGGGGAGCUGUUCUCCAGACACUCAUAUACACAGAGCUGUUUAUGGUGUAUAUAAAGUCAUUUGUUGCAAAGGGCCGCAUCUUCAAGGUCAACCCCAAAAGGUUUUUGUACGACGCCCUGUCGCUGAAGAAGUAG
This is a messenger RNA of Nematocida major, 765 nucleotides long. RefSeq names its product ER lumen protein retaining receptor. Gene Ontology annotation, molecular function: ER lumen protein retrieval receptor activity. The record is from RefSeq and is a predicted model, not a curated record. Lineage: Eukaryota; Fungi; Microsporidia. Gene Ontology annotation, biological process: protein retention in ER lumen; endoplasmic reticulum to Golgi vesicle-mediated transport. Gene Ontology annotation, cellular component: cis-Golgi network; endoplasmic reticulum; membrane. Bases 1 to 765 code for a protein of 254 amino acids. The transcript has a single exon.